Messenger RNA from Xylona heveae TC161, 1038 nucleotides. RefSeq lists its product as hypothetical. Gene Ontology annotation, molecular function: rRNA (uridine-N3-)-methyltransferase activity. Bases 120 to 986 code for a protein of 288 amino acids. The record is from RefSeq and is a predicted model, not a curated record. The transcript is spliced from 3 exons. Gene Ontology annotation, biological process: rRNA base methylation. NCBI's taxonomy places the organism in Eukaryota, Fungi, Ascomycota, Xylonomycetes, Xylonales, Xylonaceae. Gene Ontology annotation, cellular component: cytoplasm.
CCACUCCAAGCGAAGUGAAUCGACUUUCUACUUUUGACAACGGCAGAAAGAAGGAAGCGUUGCCAUUUCAUUCAAAUUAAUCGUCUAUUCAACGGCAUUGGCCUACGGCGGGAAAGAAAAUGGCGAAAAGCCAUAAAAAGCGAAACCUCGGAAGUCAAGCUCAGCGCCCAAAAGGAUCAAAGACGCCGCCGAGCAAAGCUGGCAAAGCUGGGUCGACUUCGUCCACUACGAGCGCUAACAUUUCCCAGCGUUCACCUUUGAAGCCCACAAUUCCAUUUUCCCCAGAAGACCGCAUUCUCCUAAUAGGUGAAGGUGAUUUCUCCUUUGCCCUCUCAAUUCAAACCCACCAUUUCGUUGAAGUCCUUGCUGCGACGAGUUACGAGCCAUCCGCCGAGGCCGUGUGCGACAAGUAUCCACAAGCUGCCUCUCAUACAGCUGAACUCGAAGCUGGCGGGGCAACUGUAUUGUACGGCGUCGAUGCACGAAAGCUUGGAAAGCGUAAAGAGAUUCGAAAGCCUAGCAGUCAUGGCAAUGAAGACAACAGUCAAGGCGCGUGGGAUCGCAUCAUAUGGAAUUUCCCACACACAGGAGGUGUAACGAAGGAUGUGAACCGCCAAGUACGGGCAAAUCAAGAACUCUUGGUCGCAUUUUUUAAGGCAGCAAUGCCUUUACUACGCAGUGAGGGGACAAUUAUCGUAACACUCUUUGAGGGCGACCCAUAUACGCUCUGGAAUAUCCGAGAUCUCGCGCGGCACGUGGGUCUUAGUGUAGCCAGGAGUUUCAAGUUCCAAGCGGAUGCAUACCCGGGCUAUAAACACGCCAGGACGCUGGGCAACAUUGAAGGGGGUGGAGGCUGGAAGGGAGAAAGCAGGAGUGCACGCUCAUACAUCUUUCAACUCAGUGACUCCAAUGGAGCUCAGCGCAGCACGAUUCCAAAAAGGAAAAGAAAAAAGGGAGACGAUGCUUCAUCAGAUGAAGACGUUUGAGGAAGCUAGGUUUCACCAAAUAACCAACGGAACCGGAGGAAAAGAAAAUUGC